Molecule: messenger RNA, 1071 nt
Organism: Saxophila tyrrhenica
Lineage: Eukaryota; Fungi; Ascomycota; Dothideomycetes; Mycosphaerellales; Extremaceae
Exons: 1
Coding region: 1-1071 (356 amino acids)
Source: RefSeq, a predicted model, not a curated record
AUGUCUCUCUCCCGCGAAUCCCUUCGCCAGCUCCCCCUCUCCUACGCCUCCUGCUCCAUCGGCUGCAAACCAGAACACACCCUCCCAGCCCGCCUCUCCGCCAUCUCCGCCGCCGGCUUCACAGGACUCGAACUCAGCAUGCCGGACCUCGUAGCCUUCGCCAACCAACAUCUCCGCACUGACCAGCAAUCCCCAGACAUCAAAGCCGAAGUCACGAACCACGACUUCGACGACCUCUGUGCGGUGGCGAAAGUCGUCAAGACAAUGUGCGAUGCGCAAGGUCUGGAGAUCAUGCUCAUGCAACCUUUUGCCAAUUUCGAAGGCUGGCCGGAAGGUUCUCCAGAACGAAAGGAUGCUUUCGAACGCGCGGAUGGGUGGUUAAGGAUCAUGGAGUCUUGUGGAUGUAAGACGCUUCAGGUGGGGUCUACUGACACGCCGGCGGAGAAGAUCGGCACGGAUCGUGAGAGGUUUGUUGGUGAUUUGAGGCAGAUUGCGGAUAUGGCGGGGAAGAAGGGGAUGCGGAUUGCCUAUGAGAACUGGUGCUGGAGCACUCAUGCGCCGGACUGGGCCGAUGUGUGGGAUAUCUGCCGUCGAGUUGAUCGGGAGAACUUUGGUUUGUGUUUGGAUACGUUUCAAUCUGCUGGUGGCGAAUGGGGUGAUCCGACGACGGAAUCGGGAAUGAUCGAGGAUGGAAAGAGUGCAGAGGAGGUUACGCAGAAGUGGAAGGAGUCGUGCGACCAACUGGCAAAGACCAUCCCUGCUGAGAAGAUCUUCUUGCUGCAGAUUAGUGACGCUUACAAGCCGAAGGAGGCCUUCAAGGACGAGGCAGACGAGAAUGGGAUGAGGCCGAGAGCGCGGUGGAGCAGCGCGUGGAGGCCUCUGCCAUUUGAGGGGUAUCUGCCCGUGGUGGACUUCGCGCAGGCGGUGCUGAAGUCGGGCUUCAAGGGUUGGUUCAGCUACGAGAUCUUUGACGGCGGACCGGACGGGCAGGGCAAGGACUACGAGCUCGGUCCGUUUGCAGAGGCGGCGAUGGAGUGUCAGAAGAAGUUGAUGGAUGCUUGUGCGAGCUAG